Molecule: messenger RNA, 2296 nt
Organism: Pimephales promelas (fathead minnow)
Lineage: Eukaryota; Metazoa; Chordata; Actinopteri; Cypriniformes; Leuciscidae
Source: RefSeq, a predicted model, not a curated record
AUGAGUAAUGCCUGUUUCACUCCACGUGCAGUUGUUUGGGGAAAGAUGGCGGCUCCCACUAGCGAGAUUGAAGUGCUCACUGAGAAGAAACCUAAUGUGCGAGGACCGAGGAGAGUGGCCAAUCAGAUUCCUGAUGAGAUCCUCAAAGAUCCAGAGCUCAACGAGGCCAUUAAGGCUUUGCCAGCUAACUACAAUUUUGAGAUCCACAAAACAAUAUGGAGGGUACGACAAGCCAAAGCCAAGAGGGUGGCCUUGCAGUUGCCCGAGGGUCUCCAGAUGUUUGCCUGUGUGAUCGCUGACAUCAUUGAGAGAUUCACAGAGGCUGACACUCUGGUGAUGGGAGAUGUGACAUAUGGGGCCUGCUGCGUGGACGACUUCACUGCACGCGCUCUGGGAGCCGACUUCAUGGUGCAUUAUGGGCACAGUUGUCUGAUCCCUAUAGACUCGACUGAGGGCAUCAAGAUGCUGUACGUGUUUGUGGACAUCCAGAUUGACACUGCCCACUUCCUGGAGACGCUCAGGUUUAACUUCCCUCCUGGCCAUUCGCUCGCUCUUGUCAGCACCAUCCAGUUUGUGGCUGCUUUGCAGGCAGCCAGUACAGAGUUAAGGCCAGAUUACGAGGUGUUGGUACCUCAGUGUCGACCACUCUCUCCAGGGGAGAUCCUUGGGUGCACCUCACCUCGUCUGGACAAGCAUGUCAAUGCUGUAAUCUAUCUUGGGGAUGGAAGGUUUCAUUUGGAGUCCAUCAUGAUUUCCAACCCAGAGAUACCUGCCUACAGGUAUGACCCAUACAGUAAAGUGUUUUCUCGAGAGUAUUAUGACCAUGAGGCAAUGCGGGCCACCAGACUGCAGGCCAUAGAGAGAGCUCGCUCAGCACAGAGAUGGGGCCUCAUCCUAGGCACCCUUGGCAGACAGGGAAACCCCAAAAUUUUGGAGCACUUAGAGUCUCAUUUGGAGUCUUUAGGCCGUUCGUUCACACGUGUGCUCCUGUCCGAGAUCUUCCCCGGCAAGCUGGAGCUCCUGGCAGACGUGGACGCGUGGGUGCAGAUCGCUUGUCCUCGCCUCUCCAUUGACUGGGGAACAGCUUUCUCCAAACCCCUGCUGUCUCCAUAUGAGGCAGCAGUAGCGCUGCAGCAGGUGGGAUGGCAGGAAGUGUAUCCUAUGGACUUCUACUCCAAUCAGAGCCUGGGGGCUUGGACUCCUAAUCACCCAGACAACCAACCAAAAAGACCUUCACGUAAACCCACCCAGAAGACGGGUUCAGAUGCCGGUCAGCGAGUGAGGAACUGUGGCCGUGAGCAGAGCGCCCCCUGUGGCUGCCAGGCUGAAUAACCUUAAAAUCCCAGCCAACCACAAGAGGAGACAAGCAAGCCAAUCAGAUCUCGCUAUGGACAUCAAAGCUCUGUAUCCACAACACACUUCAUCAAAUCAGCACUCUGCAUGAAAGACACAAAAACAGUGAGAGGUAGAAUGAAUGAGUGUGUGUGAGAGGAUUGGAACACACAAAAAAUAAGAAAGGCUGUAUGUGUCUGGCUGACAUGUCGUUGGUGUGUGAGAAAGAGAUAAUCCGUUGAAAAGAGUGCUGACCCUGAAUACACAGUAUUUCGUCUUACAGCGUGUGUGGCUUUAGUUUCACAUAAUCAUCUUGUCUUUCACUUAGAAAGGAGCAGCCAGCCUCUUUGUAUUGUUGACCUUCAUCCUUUCAAAAUUACAGCGGGAAGCGAGAGCGCAUUCAGAAUUAUUUCUGCGCAAAGAAAGAUAAUUCUCAUUCUAAAUUCCGACACUGGCUUUUUUAUUUCUUAUUAUGUUGAGAUGAGAGGUUCUCCAACAUAAAGGAGCUCUUUACAGGAUGCGUUUCAGCUGCACGCGAAAAUAAAAUUAAAUGUUUACAAUUUUCUGUCAGACUUUGAUUAACUGCCGUUACAUGGAUGCCAGUACAUAUAUUUUGUCUUUUGUAAUCACUGCACAGUGAAACCCAGGAUGGAUCAGCGGUCAGCUCAAACACACGGAGCCAAUUUCCCUAAAGCGGAUUAUGCAAAGUCUUGGACUAACUUUCGCUGUCGGUAGUGAUUAUUCUUGGUCUAGUCUGAAACCAAACCUGAUCUACAUCCAGGAAAGCUGUCAUGUUCCUGUGAUUUUGGCUCUGAAGAUGCUGACUAUGAUCACAGGCCUCUGUCAAACUCCUUUAGUUGUCUUCUCUUAGGAUUGAAGCAUAUUUUGUGCCCUUAAUUAUUUAUUGAUCUACUAGAUUAUUUUUAAGUAAAAAGGAACAAUAAACACUAUAUUUGAUGCUUUU